AUGUCCAAGUCUCGCCGUAGUGUUCGGUUCCAGCGCCGUGCAAAUGGUGAGCGGAGACUGAGCGUGUCCUCCGACGUCAGCGAGGGCGCCUCGGAACAUUCAAGUCCUAGCAAGACUGGUGCCGAAUCGCAUCCGGCCACCAUUACCGAAGAGAAACCUCCACAGUCAGACUAUGAGAAGAAGAAGCAAACCUUCAUCACACGUACGAUAUGGACUUUUGUCAUGAUUGCGGGCUUUUUCGUCGCGCUGUUCUCUGGACAUAUUUACAUCAUCGGCUUGGCCACCGCGAUUCAGAUUGUGUCCUUCAAGGAAGUCAUCGCCAUUGCCAAUGUCCCCAGUAAGGAGAAGAACCUGCGGUUCACGAAGUCCCUGAACUGGUAUUUCCUCGCUACUACCAUGUACUUCUUGUACGGCGAGAGCGUGAUUUAUUAUUUCAAGCACAUCCUCUUGGUGGACAAGGUUCUUCUUCCGCUUGCGACUCACCAUCGAUUCAUCAGCUUCACCCUUUACGUCAUGGGCUUUGUCUUUUUCGUGGGCUCUUUGAAGAAGGGUCACUAUCGUUUCCAGUUCACUCAAUUUGCGUGGACUCAUAUGGCUCUCUAUCUCAUCGUGGUUCAGGCCCACUUUGUCAUGAACAACAUCUUCGAGGGCAUGAUCUGGUUCUUCCUUCCUGCUUCUUUGGUAAUCACCAAUGACAUCUUCGCUUAUGUCUGCGGUAUUACCUUCGGACGUACUCAACUCAUCCAAUUGUCUCCCAAGAAGACUGUGGAAGGUUUCCUGGGCGCCUGGAUUUGCACGAUCAUCUUCGGCUACUUCAUGACCAACCUGCUGAUGCAGUCCAAGUACUUCAUUUGUCCAGUCAACGACCUGGGUGCCAACAUCUUGACUGGCCUGGAAUGUGUGCCCAACCCGGUCUUUGUUCCCCAACCUUAUUCGCUGGCAGUGUUCGGCAUGGACAAGACGAUUCACAUUGCGCCGAUGCAGUUCCACAUCCUGGCCUUUGCUACUUUCGCCUCUUUGAUCGCUCCUUUCGGCGGCUUUUUCGCCUCCGGUCUGAAGCGUACCUUCAAGAUCAAGGACUUUGGCGAGUCAAUUCCAGGCCACGGUGGUAUUACAGACCGUAUGGACUGCCAGUUCAUCAUGGGCUUCUUCGCCUACAUGUACUAUCACAGUUUCGUUGCUGUCUACAAGGCCAGCGUGGGCGACAUCAUCGAGACUGCGAUCAAUGGAUUGACUGUCGACGAGCAACUCGAUGUUGUGCGUGGUCUGUCCAAGUAUUUGUAUAACCAAGGCGCUGUCUCUGAGACGAUCCUUGACUGCCUCUCCACUGAGCUCAAACGUCGUUGA
Penicillium diatomitis is the source of this 1347-nucleotide messenger RNA. RefSeq names its product phosphatidate cytidylyltransferase (gene cds1). Bases 1 to 1347 code for a protein of 448 amino acids. The transcript is spliced from 4 exons. NCBI's taxonomy places the organism in Eukaryota, Fungi, Ascomycota, Eurotiomycetes, Eurotiales, Aspergillaceae. Gene Ontology annotation, molecular function: phosphatidate cytidylyltransferase activity. The record is from RefSeq and is a predicted model, not a curated record. Gene Ontology annotation, cellular component: endoplasmic reticulum membrane.